This is a messenger RNA of Ananas comosus (pineapple), 1595 nucleotides long. Its product is annotated as NEP1-interacting protein-like 1. The transcript is spliced from 5 exons. The record is from RefSeq and is a predicted model, not a curated record. Bases 164 to 808 code for a protein of 214 amino acids. NCBI's taxonomy places the organism in Eukaryota, Viridiplantae, Streptophyta, Magnoliopsida, Poales, Bromeliaceae.
UUCCAUAUAUUGCCCUGCACCAACCCCUACUUAUUAUCUACCUCUUCACUUCCACCUCCUCCCCCUCUCUCUCUCUCUCUCAUAUUACAUGAUCCCUUCACACUAAUAAGACUCUUCCUAGCUAAUUAGUAGUGCUAAAGUAGAGAGAAAGAGAGGGUUUUGAAUGGAGGGCUUUUGGAGUGAGUUUCCUGGUCUUAUCUUUGGCCUUUGCAUGAGCUCUCUGAGAAAACUAGCUUUUGCAUGUCUCACUUGCACAUUUGCACUUUGUGGAGCCAUCAUAGGGUCAAUAUCAGGUGCACUCAAAGGCCAAACCACAGAGACCGGGCUCUUCCGAGGAGCUGGAAUUGGUGCUGUGGCUGGUGCAGUUGUCUCUUUAGAAGUUCUCGAGUCAUGUCUCCAGGGAGAACUAUUAUCCAAAGUGGCCAUUUUUGGGAGCCUUCUAAAUGGGAAAAUAUUCAGGGAGUGGGUGAGCCCAGCAAUUCUCAAGGCCUACCAGUGGCAGAUAAAUACAAUUGAAGCCAGUGACAGAGAUAAUUUCGAUUUUCUUGGUGUUGAUCGCGAAAUUGGAUUAUUGCCGGAGAUCUUAAGAAAAUUGCCUGAGUUAGAGAUCAGCUGUGGUGAGAUUGUGGAUUCAUGUGGGGAGAUGAUCUCAUGUGCUAUUUGCUUGCAGGACUUUAAGAAGGGAGAGAGUGCAAGGAGAAUGCCAAAAUGUGGGCAUUUGUUUCAUACACUCUGCAUAGACAGAUGGCUAGUGAGACAUGGAUCUUGCCCUGUUUGUAGGCAAGAUGCAUGCUUAGAGCACCAUUGAGAUAUUUUAUGACUUAGUAGCUUCUCUCCUAAGUUUUAAACAGGCCACUACUCUGAUUACAGAGCAAACUAUAAAUCAAUUGGCAAGGGUAAUCAUAAAAAGGGUUUGCAGUUUGGAAAAGAUUGAACAGCUUUCCUUCUCCGGAAACUUUGACAAGCAAAAUGGAUCGGAAGUGAGCCAAAAUAAGCUUUCGGGACCCAAACAGUAGAAGCUUUAGUCUGAACUUGUGUAUGUUGUAUGAUGAAACUAUUGUGGAGGACAUCAAUGAAAAAGUUGUUAGUGUUUUUGGGAAUGACAAAGAAGGAACACCACGACUUAGUUGAUCUGAAUCUUGGGUCCACUAUGCAAAAGACAAAUAAAAUCAUCUAUUUCAGAUCCUGGACUUGAUUGCCAAAAACAGUAAAUAACAAUCAAGAUCAUCUUCUGAGAGAGAACUAAAUUACACACUGAUGUUGCUUUGGAACCUACUAGUCUCAUAAGAAUAAUCUCCAAAGUAAAGAAUUCAGGAUUUCUACCAAGCUAAAGCUCACAGGUCGCAUGCUGUUCAGCUGUCUGAAUGUAAUGUUAAUCUAAAGGAAAAAGCAUGGGAAGUAAUAAUCUAUAAAGGCAAAUACUUGCAAAUAUAAUGAAUCAAAAGGCCCCAUUGAAACACACCACAAAAGAUUCUUUUUUUAUUUUGUUUUUUCGGAAGAAAAAUACACCACAGAGGACUUAAAGAGGCACAAAUACAUCAAUAUACACACACACUGUGUGAAGACUCCACUAUUACACUGAACAUAUCACAAAA